This is a messenger RNA of Triticum urartu, 2184 nucleotides long. RefSeq names its product vacuolar cation/proton exchanger 1a. Gene Ontology annotation, cellular component: plant-type vacuole membrane. Gene Ontology annotation, biological process: intracellular calcium ion homeostasis; calcium ion transmembrane transport. The record is from RefSeq and is a predicted model, not a curated record. Gene Ontology annotation, molecular function: calcium:proton antiporter activity. Lineage: Eukaryota; Viridiplantae; Streptophyta; Magnoliopsida; Poales; Poaceae.
CAGUCUCACUAUCUCGAUAUAUAUGCACACAUAUUUUUCUCUCAAGAUCAUCAAGGAGAUCUUAUCAUUGUGAUGCUGGAGCUGGACGCUGGCUGUAACAUGGAGGGAUGGGUCAAUAAUUCAUUCCUCCGGGAAUAAUUGCUCUUAUGCCCACCCUUCUUCCUCCCACAUAAAUAUGUGCUCCACCUCCUCUUGGUGUCUCGCACAGAAUACAGCACGAGGUUCGUAAGCGCGCCGAAUAGGCAGAGACAGCUCUCGUCGUGGCGCCGCACGAGCAGCACAGGUAGAGUCAGAGUCCAGAUCGAUCGAUCUAACCUGACCAUGGAUAGCCAGUCCGCGGUGACGAUGGAGGCCGGCGCGCCCACGAGGAAGGAGUCCGGGCGGCUUCCCUCGCGGCACGGCGGCCACGCGCACGGCCACAGCGGCCUCGCCCGGACGGCGCACGGCAUGUCUUCCUCGUCGCUGCGGAAGAAGUCGGACGCCACGCUGGUGCGCAAGGUCCCCGUGGCCUCGCUGCGCCCCGUGCUCGCCAAUCUCCAGGAGGUCCUCCUCGGCACCAAGCUCGCCGUCCUCUUCAUCGCGGUGCCGCUCGCCGUCGCCGCGCAGUGUUUCCGCUUCGGCCAGGUAUGGGUGUUCGCGCUUAGUCUAAUCGGCCUCAUUCCUCUGGCUGAGCGGGUCAGCUUCCUCACAGAGCAGAUUGCGCUCUACACUGGCCCCACUAUUGGCGGGCUCCUGAACGCGACGUGCGGCAACGCAACGGAGCUCAUCAUCGCCGUGUUCGCGCUGGUGCAAGGGAAGAUCGAGGUGGUGAAAUGCUCGCUGCUCGGCUCCGUGCUCUCCAACCUGCUUCUCGUCCUUGGCACCUCGCUCUUCUGUGGCGGCAUCAAAAACCUCGGGGCCGACCAGCCCUACGACCGGAAACAAGCGGACGUGAGCACGGGUCUGCUCACCCUGGGCGUGCUGUGCCAGUCUCUGCCGCUGCUGCUGCGUUACGCCGUCAGCUCCGGGGAGCAUGCUGUCGCCACUGACACCACGGUGCUGGAGCUCUCAAGGGCCUGCAGUUUCAUCAUGCUCCUCGCCUACGUCGCCUACCUCUUCUUCCAGCUCAAGACGCAUCGCCAGCUCUUCGAGCCGCAGGAGAUUGAGGGCGGCGAUGAUGAUGAGGAAGAGGCGGUCCUCGGCUUUGGGAGCGCGCUCUUCUGGCUCAUCCUCAUGACCAUCAUAAUCGCCGUGCUCUCCGAGUACGUUGUCGGCACCAUCGAGCCGACCUCGCAGUCGUGGGGUCUCUCGGUGAGCUUCAUCAGCAUCAUCCUGCUCCCCAUCGUUGGUAACGCGGCGGAGCACGCCGGAGCCGUGAUCUUCGCCCUGAAGAACAAGCUGGACAUCACCCUCGGUGUUGCCUUGGGGUCGGCUACCCAGAUCUCCAUGUUCGUGGUGCCAUUGAGUGUCCUUGUCGCUUGGAUCAUGGGGAUUCAGAUGGAUCUCGACUUCAAGCUGCUAGAGACUGGCUCUCUCUUCAUCUCGGUGCUAGUGACGGCCUUCACCCUCCAGGAUGGAACGUCACAUUACCUCAAGGGAGUCCUCCUCCUCCUAUGCUACAUUGUUAUCGGCGCUUGCUUCUUUGUUACGAGACAACCAGCACAUCACGCGAACGGCAACGGCACGCUGCUGGAUGUCCCAACGGGUCCCAUGAUUGUCCAGGUCGCAUAAGUACUGGGCUGCCUCAGCAAACUGGCAUGCGUGCAAGACAGCGAACGAGGUGUUAGCCUGAAGCCACCAAAUUCUGUCUAUCAUAUCGGGGCAUAACUGUGCCAAGGAAGAUUCAGGAAGAGAAUUCCCCGUGUCAAGAGUCCCCAUCCAAAAGGAAUCGCUUGAUUAGUUGUUGCCAGAAAAGCAUGCAAUUGUACCAGAUAUUUUCUUUAUUUUCUCGAAUCGUACGUAGUGCUAGCUAUUUUUAUUGCUUCUUGUAUAUUGUCUAGGUUGUUCGUCGUGCAAUAAGCCUAGCUCAUAUGCGUCUAGCCAUAUGUAUACAUCGGCAUCAGUGGGUUGUUACAGUUACGCAGAUCAAUAUGAUCUAUGCAAUGAUGCAGACAGUGGCGGAGCCAGCCAACUGAUGUUAAAUAAUGUUGGGAAGGGCCAAAGCCAGCAAAAUCAUCAUAAAUACACAAUAUUAGCAGCAGAUAA